CCAGCAUCCAAGUCGGAACAAUUCUGUCAGCAACAGAAUCUAAUUCCGUCGUUAUCUUCAAGCGACAACCAUGCUGCAGCGCGCCGGCAGCAAGGUGCUCGCGCCGCUCACCGGCCGCCUCCGCAUCAACGUCGGCAAGCGCCGGCCCGUCGGUACCGAUGCCAAGUCUCGCCAGAUCUUCAAGGCAACGCUCGGACUCGCCAUGCGGUCCGGCCUCGGAGUGCUACUCGCCUCGGCCUUUAUGACGCAGUCGUCGGACCCACAAAAGCUCUGGGCGGCCUUCCCCGAAUGGUACAUCCUCGGCGGCGUCAGCUUUGUCGCUGUCUCGUGCGUCAUCGCCACCGGCCGCAACGUGGGCGCGACGCUCUGCCAAGUCUUCCAGCAAAAGCUCGGGAUCGCAUUGGCCUUUGCGUUCAACGCACUUCUCUUCUACAACUUUCAGCCGCGCCUCUUCCACUCCCAAAGCGAAGUCGACGCGGCACUGGCUGACGGCACCCUCCUGCGCGUCACACAGUCCUUCAGCGGCGAGCCGUACAUGGUCAACAACCGCGACUUUUGCACGGUCUUGCCCUUUAUGAUGGGCUUCAACGCGCUCAUUUUGACCUUGCCCUUUGCGUCGGGCACGCGCAAGUUUGCGAUGGUCAACAACCUCUUCUUCGCGCUCACCGUCGUGAGCCCCAACGACUACAAGGACCCGACACGGCUCAAGGCCGCCAACAACACCAUGUACCAGAGCGAGACGAUCGUCUGGAACCUGUGCAUCUACAUGUGCCUCGGCCUCAUUGGCGUCACGCUCUCGUUCGUCGUCGCCUGGAUCCCCUACCCGCUCUUCGCGAUCCGGAAUCUCCAAGCAGAGACUUUAGCUGCCAGCGAAACCAUCGCCGAGCUCCUUCGGCUCAUGGUGGACGCCUACUGCUUCAAGAAGAAGCACGUCGACCAGAUGCACUUUCUGCGCGUCAAGCUCCAGCGCAAAUUUGAACUCGCAACCGCCAAGAAGGACGCGAUGAGUUCGCUGCUCCAGGACGCGUGGUGGGAGCAGUGCAUCGGCCUUGCCUCGGUUCUCCACUUUAAGAAGACAGUCGUCAAGCCGUACAUUACGCUCUACGCGUCGCUUCUCAACUCGCUCAAAGCGAUGAGCCAAGCGAUGCGCCUCGAGCGCUACGACCGACUUCACCGCAGCUUCAUUCUGGAGCUCCAACCCGACAUUUGCGCCGUCCAAGUACACGCGAUGGCGCUUCUGCAAGAGAUCUCGCACCACGUCCACGCCGGCCACACACAAUUCCACUUGGAGCAUGCCGAAGCUCUGGAGCGCCACGUCGAUCACUUGCUCGCGCGCUUCCAUGCGACACAAACAGCGCUGUACACCAAAAUGCACGCAACGCCGGGGGACGUCGAGGGCACGAUGCCGCUGCACCUCUUUGUCUUUGCGCUCGAGUCGCUCGCUGGCGCGAUGCUUGAGUUUCCAGAAAUGCUGCGACUCAAAAACCACAAUACGACGACGCGCAUCCACCAUUUUGUGCUGCGGUCUUUGCAGUCGUUUGUCGAUCCGGCGCAGUACACGCUGGGGAAGCUCCAGAUUGCAUGCAAGGUCUGGGUCGCACUGCUCCUCGCGAGCUUUGCCUCGGUCUACGUCUUUGGCUUUGCGUCCACGACCGCAACCACCAUUGCGUACAUCAUGGGCAACCAAAUCGGGGGCUCGUUUGGGAUUUCGCUCCUCCGCGCGGUCGGUGUUGUCGCCGGCGUCAUCGUGCCGUCCAUUGCGCUCUUCUUCAUCUGCGCCUACGGCGGCGAGCACCGCGCGCUGGUCGUCGCACUGCGCGAUAUUUUUCUGUUUCUCUGGACCACCAUGUCCAUGUACGUCAAGUGGAAAGGGGGGCUGGAUGCGUACGCAGGUCUCGUCUCGGCCUUUAUCGCCGCUGGCAUUUUGCUGCCGGAUGACAUGUGCCCAGCCCCCGGGUCCUUGACGUCCUACGCCAACAUUGCCCAGAUGACGCUCGGUGUCCUCCUCAUUGUGAGCGUCGAGCUCCUACUCUGGCCCAGCUCGGCGUUCAUUCUCGUGCGCAAGAACGUGCAGAAGCAUCUUGCGCUCGUCCAAGGCGCGUUCACGAUCCUCUUCGAGCACAGCCUCAAGAGCGAAGGCGCGAUGGACCCGGCGACGCUCGACGAGAUGCGCGUGAUUGUCCAGACGACGGUCCCGAGUCUUCUCGCCGAGCAAGAGGUCUUGCGCAAGGAGGCGAUGUUUGAGCCGCGCUUGUGGCGUCUCGCCUUCUCCCAGCGCCGCUACGACAAGGUCAUCGAGACGUGCGAGCAGCUCCUCGUGCACACCAUGAUCCUCUACAAGGUCGUGCUUUGGUUCCAGCACCAGCGACCGCAGGACGUUGCCAAGAGGAUGAGCACGUCGUCGUCGUCGGUCACGGAGGACUCUGUGGUUUUGACGAGCCCGCGCGAGGCGUGGACGUUCUCGACAUCAGACGUCGGCGCGGCGAUCCACGACACGUUCGACACGCUGCACGUGCUCUUUGGCAGCCAGUUUUGGUACGCCGAUGUCGACCAGGCGGCGCUCUUUAGCCAGAUGAAGGAGGCGUUCCGAGGGGCCGACUCGGAUCGCAACGGUGUCCUCGACAGCAGCGACGUCAAGGGCCUUCUCCUGCGCAUCUUUGAGCAGUCGGGUGCUGUGCCGCUCGACGCGCUCGACCAGUAUGUGGCCGACUUUAUGGACAUUGUCGACCCGACCAAGAGCGGGUCGGUGUCGUUUCCGGCGUUCAUGCAAGCGCUCGAGAACGGUCUCUUGCUCGAAGUCGAACUGCAGUCCAAAGCGCCACCGCUCAAGCGGCUCGACAGCAUCCAAGUCGUAGUGGACGCAAGCCCGCUUCUGACGCCGAGCUCGUGCGAAGUGCUGCCGCCGAUGGACAUUGAGAUCCUUGGCGGCGUCUCGCACGCGUACGAUAUUUUGGACGUCGAAACAUGCUCGCUCCUCGACGCAACGACGGCGAUGCGGCACUCGUUUGCAUCGUGGGUGCUCGAGGCAAGACGGUUCCAGGGCCUCCCGAUGGAGGAGCUCCUCCUUCUCAACAGUUUGAUCAGCGGCGUGAGCGGCAUCGCAACCAACCUCGCGCUCCUGGAGGAAACUACCGUGCAGCCGUAGACUGACAACGCAUAAUUGAUGUACACUAGUGUCAUAUUGUCGUAUUCUGGU
Molecule: messenger RNA, 3196 nt
Organism: Saprolegnia diclina VS20
Lineage: Eukaryota; Oomycota; Saprolegniomycetes; Saprolegniales; Saprolegniaceae
Exons: 8
Coding region: 71-3145 (1024 amino acids)
Biological process (GO): transmembrane transport
Cellular component (GO): plasma membrane
Molecular function (GO): calcium ion binding; transmembrane transporter activity
Source: RefSeq, a predicted model, not a curated record